Molecule: messenger RNA, 5670 nt
Organism: Bacillus rossius redtenbacheri
Lineage: Eukaryota; Metazoa; Arthropoda; Insecta; Phasmatodea; Bacillidae
Gene: nsl1
Product: KAT8 regulatory NSL complex subunit 1
Exons: 12
Coding region: 2278-5301 (1007 amino acids)
Cellular component (GO): NSL complex
Molecular function (GO): histone acetyltransferase binding
Source: RefSeq, a predicted model, not a curated record
UUAAUCUACUUAGUGGAAAUAAUUUUACUUAAAAUGUAUGGUUAACUUACACAAAAAUACUGUCAGAUGAAGAUUCUAGUGGUAGGUAAGUAGGCCUUAAACAUGCCUGAUUUGUGACUAUUUUAGUUUAGUUGAUCACCACAAAAAAUAUAAAUUUGAGGUUUAAUUUCUUUCAAAUUGCAACUGGAAGUUUCAUAACUUUUUCAGUGUUUCUCAAAUGUAUGAAGUUGGGUUAGUGUAAUUUGUCCAGCUCAAAAGUAAACUAGGUUAAAGGAGUAGCAAGGGAAGUGUAGAGCAGUACAUGAUUGAGUUUGGGAGUGAAAAUGGGGUGCAGUUUUGGAGGGUGACUACAUAAAUUGAGUUUUUUUUGUGUUUACGUAUAAAUAUUAAGAGCUUUAAGUUGCAUGCAUUGUAUUUGUAUUAGACAGGAUUAAAUAAAAAAAAUAUAUUUGCUUUGUUGUUGAACACGUCUGGAAUAGGUUAUGUUUAUUGUUAGCGUGAUUAUGGUUUUAAUUAUUGUUGGUUAGCAAUUAUGCAUGACACACUUGAUUACCUUAAUACUGUGAGCUUAUAGGAUCCACCUUUGAUAAAAAAAAAUCCAAACAAAUUGUUUACCAACGUAUAAGUUGACGGAAAACUUGAAGUAAACAUCACGUAACAUGUGCUACAUAUUUUAUUUCUUAGGGCCACGUUCAACCAAUUCAUAUGGAUGUUUUGGCAUCUAUACACGUUGAAAUUUCAUAUUUGACUGACCUGCAACAUUACGAAUUAGCAACUAAAACAAAUUACUAGUUUUAACAUUUUCUUUAGCAUUAACCAACAAUAUUUAACUUUACGUAAUGUAACAACCAAUAUUUAUUACGGGCACAUUUAUUAUACGAACUGUUAUUAAAAGGUGUAUGGUCUCGAAUUCGCUGCACAACAGACGGUUAAAUGACUGGCCAAUAGCAGACUAACCAAGUCAUCACUGGAAGAGCGCGCAGGCGCAAUGAAACGCGCCAAACAAAAGAUCUUUGUUGGCUCGGUUGGCUGUUUCCUCUGUAGAACGCGCCCCCUUUAACAUGAUAGUAAAUUUUGUAAUAUCCUCCAAUAUUUUACGAAUUUGUUGUUUAUUUUAUGUCGUUUAUCAUCAAAUAUAACAUUCCUCUUAUACCUGUGGCCAUGUGUGUGUCCGCGAGCGCUAUAUUUAUCAUAAAACUUAUUUAUGUAGUAUUCCGUGGAAGGGUAAUGUUGCAAAAUGCUACACACUCCUUUUGAACCAAUCGCCAUUGCUGUGUAGAGGGGUCCAUCUAUUGAUGAAAUGGUUGGUAUACGUUAAGCAAGAGAACAACUUAGUUAUUUCAGUUCUAAAAACUGUGAAUGGAUUAAUUUAAGUUUAUUUAAAUGUCACAGAACUAUUAACAGUUCAUUAUUUUUUUUAGUAUACAUUUAUUUGUAUGUGUGAGUUCGUGUAUGAUAUUAGCUCUCUGUUUUUGUGUGUAUGUGGUGUGCCCCGGUAGUAGUUCAGCCUUGGCCGGUCGUUCCCUGUAGAAGCUCGUCGUUUGCAGCGUUUCGAUGUGCGCACUUAUUCGUGUUCCGCCAUUAUCGGUUUACUAUUUCGCUGCGCUGUUAUACGUGUGAACACUUAAAAUUAUGUGUUUCGGGCAAUGAUAGCAUAUGUUGUGUGUUACUGACGAUCUUAAGAAGAAUGUGUAUAAAUGAAAUGUGAUGUAGUGUCAUUUAACACUGAACGAUGUCGCAGUAUUGUGUUCCUGUGUGGUACCACCACCUACCACUGUUUCGUAAGCAGGCGUCGAGAGGCCUAGUCACGUGGGUGUAUGUUUAGGGGGAGGCAGUCUGGCAGGAUUUAUCAUUUCUCUGGUGAUGAGUGCGUGGAUGGUGCUAUGUUAUUUUGCACCUCCGUUUUUGUUGUUUUAUUAGUACCGGCAUCAAUACAGCCAUGCUUGCAUAAUUCGACGUGUGUCGGAUUGGUUAUAAGAGAACGUUGGCAUGUGACAUUUUUUGCGAGUGAUUAUCCGUAUGAGGAGUUGAUAAAAUAAUGCUAUUAUACUUCGUAAAUACUGUAUUAUUUUUCUCUGUGCUUAGUGUAAGCCUACUGUAAGUGCAGUGAAAACAAAAAAAAAGAAGCAAAACGUAACAACAGUUUCUAUUAGGAAUGUUUUAAUUAAGUUCAUUAUGAAUCCUGUUGACAGCUCUGUAGAAGUGUAAAAAUUUUACAGACUUCUUUGUUUUUGUGCUAUAAUGUGUUUGACGUUUAUUCGCAAGACCCAUGGAUGAAUGGGAUUAAAACUUGCCUCGAGGAGGCAUCCAGAUGUGUUUGUCAUGGCCCCAGCUUUGACGGAAGCUGGUCAGUCUCAGAACUUUAAGUUGCCGUCUUCACAUUCCUCUCCGACUUGUCCGAUUAACGUUUCGUUGAAUGGAUUCAACAGCAUUCCAGCAUCCCAGUUGUAUUCCGACGAGCGCGCAUCCUGCAGGGAUGCGCUCGCCCCUAAGCUGAAGAAAAACUAUGGUUUCGAAGAUCGCCGUUUCGUGUACACCGCGAAGCGUAUAGUGAAAGACACUAUCAAGCCGGUUUCGAACAGUUUCGCCGCCGCUCUCGCUUCGCAGUUCCUGAAGGGCGAGGAGGCAUCGGAGGCGGACGUAGACUCGAACGGUGGUAACUCUAUGAUGAGUUCUUGUGACCCAUCUAUGGGGGACGACGACAACACAAUGGGUCUACAGAAGGCGAGCCUGGAGGCGGGGGGCCUGUUUAAGGAGAAGUUGCUCUCGAACGACGUGGAUCAGCUGCUGAGGAACUUGGGGGCGGCGAUCUCUCAAGACGCCGGCUCGGAGAUGUCGCCGAACGUGGAGGAGCUGUUACAGGUGAUGAAGAGUCUAGAGGGAGGUGGGGGUGACGCGCCGCUGCACGGGGACGCCGACGCCGAGGGUAUGUUUGGUGCGGACCUGGCGGGUGGGCUGUCGACCUUUGAGCGCGAACUGCUGAGCGGCGUGGACGUGAUGGACAUGUGUGAGGAGGCGGACGACGCUAAGGAGGCGCCCACGACGGAGCACGUGGACGCGGCGCGCCGCCGCCUGCACGACCUGGAGCGCGAGUGUGAGCGCUCGUUGCGCCGCCUCCGCAAGCUGCAGGCGAGAGUUCUGGGUACGCACGCGGCGGGUGAGGCGGCAGCUCUGCUGGCGCGCGCGGAGACGGCGGGGGGCGCAGCUCGGGGCAGGCCGCCGGGGCUCGCCCAGCGCCUCGACAUGCUGUCCCAGCAGCAGGCGGCGCGCCACCACGUGACCCCAGCGGGGCGCUACUUUGGUUCGGGGUCUGCGGAGCGCGCGGCGGCAGCAGGCGUGAGGCUGGGAACGGAAUCCCGGCGCGAGCUGGCAGCAGUCUCGGGACAGUUGCGCGCGCAGUUGGGAUUCGUGGAGGCGGCGCUUGACUCUGACGCGACGGCCAGCAGCUCGGGCGGCGAGAGCUGCGACGAGAUGCAGUCCUUCAACAACCCGCACCAGCUGCCUGUGCCCAUCGCCAAGCGGUCGGCGUGGCGAUGGGCACAAGACAGAGCAAUGGUGGCCAGUCGCUGGACCUGGCUGCAGGCACAGAUAUCCGACCUGGAGUACCGUAUCCGCCAGCACAACGACAUUGCCAGGGAGGUGCGGAGUAAAAAGGGGCCAGUGGAGUUUGAGGAUUCAGCCUCCCCACGCACCAACCACGUGGUGGUGAAUGGCUUCCACGGAACGAUGAAAGCGCGUGGGACUGACGAGAGUGCAACAUGCGGCAGCUGCAGUCGUGUGCGACCGCUCGUGUGCGAGACGUUCCGCAAGCGAACCCUGAUAAACGUUGCGGACCACAAAGUGGCCGUGGGGUCGAAGCGGGCUGCACGGCCCACCAGUAUGCUUUGUUGGUGCACGCCGUCUCGGCCGCUGUGUGCUCUCUGCGCGUCGCGGCCGGAAUCCCAGUGUCUGGAGCAGCUUGUCGUGCCAGAGAAGGUGGCGUUGCACGACCCCUACUUCCACCCCGUGCUCUCCUUCCCAUCUGACACAAGUGCGAGCGCACACUACAGCUGCAUAAUGCACGGAGCGGAGUGGCAGCAGCGCAUCCUGCGCACGAGCGUGCGCAUGGUGAGGGUGUGCCCUAGCGGUGCGAGCAAGGACUCGAUGGGCAACCGCGAGCGCCUGGCCAGGAAGCAGGAGCAUCAGCGUCGCAAGUACACCAGCCGACUGAAGAGGGCUGCAGCGAGCAUGCUGUCCGCCAAAAUAAAGCGCAAGUUGACACGAGGUCGCAAGUCAAAGAAUGUGGAUCGUAUCAACCAUCCUUUACAAAGACUGAGGCAGAAGAGGCAUAGCCCGAAGCUGUCUAUUGCAGGAGACCCACCACCGGUGGAGCUGCCUGAAGACCCAGAGGAUGAGCUUGGGUUGGAGAGCGCACCGAGUGGCUGCCCCAGCAAGCAGUCCUCCCCCGUUCCCUCCCCAUGCCCCCCAGGACUGGGGCCCGUCAAGGAGAGGCGGAAGCGAGAAAAUUCCUACGACAUUGACAACAUAGUGAUACCACACAGCAUUGCAUCCUCGACGCGGGUGGAAAGGCUACCUUACAAGGAGAUACCUACACCCAUGUGGCGAGUUGCAGAACUACAUGAGCUGCCUGCUAAACUGGACGUGAAGAACAAUGGAGUGGUUCAGAGAUCUAGUCAAGACUGCGACAGAAACUUUCAGGAGGAAGACUUGAGAGAUGAGGUGUAUGCGGCGAGGCACGACCGCUGCGAGGUGGACGAGAAGAAGAAGUUCAUGAGCUACUUGAAGCUGCCCAACCACGGCCGGUCCCGAAUGCACCGCAGGACAGACAGUCGGGCAGAGAGCAGUGGUGCAAACACUCCAGACCCGAUGUCUCCACCUAGCAUGCAGGACCCACCCAGCUCUCCCUUGCCAGUGGGAUCGCCUCCUGCCACGCCACUCUCGCUGUCCAUUCUCCUGGAGGGCGAGGGUGGGAGCAUUGUGGGGCGGCGACGCACCGUGUCGUCCUCCCAGGGCAACACACGUCCUUCCACGCCCACUGACCACCCCUACGUUGAAGUGCUCCCGUAUGAUCCUCGGAUCUUCCCGCUGUCUGCGGACAUGUAUGACAAGAUGAUGAAGCAGAUGCCUGACGGCCACUCCUUCCCACCUGUACCUAUACCACCAAAGAAAAUCUUCACCAAAAAUAACUACUAUGGCGAAGUAGGCAGCCGACCACCGACACCCAGUUCGGACUCAACGGAAAGUGCGGUGGCCGAGGGAGAGCUUGAGGAUCCAAAUGACCCAGAGUGGACCAUCAGAUAAGGGCUGGCAUGACAUGGCACCCUUUCCUCUCCUCUGCCUGGGCCUCGAUUCCACACCACUCACGCAGCCGUCUGCUCAACUUAUUUAUUCGAUUGUACUAGGCCCGCGCUCGGCCUUGUGGCAACGCAUGCCAUCUCGAAUGUCGGCACAAAAAGUUGUCGAAGCGUGUAAAAAGUGUACAGUUUUAGAUUUUGUUUUGUAGUGAGGUGUCUCAUUUUGUUGUCUAAAGCUUGAGAUUCGUAAAUCUAGCUCUGUAGACAUGAACACUUUGAGCCAACUACAGUUUUAUCUUGCACUUGAAAUGUAAGUUGAAUGUAUUGAUAAAUAUUGUUAUUUAAUAAAAUGUGUGAGUAAUUGUUACGGUAAUAA